Nymphaea colorata (pocket water lily) is the source of this 1726-nucleotide messenger RNA. Its product is annotated as mitogen-activated protein kinase homolog MMK1-like. NCBI's taxonomy places the organism in Eukaryota, Viridiplantae, Streptophyta, Magnoliopsida, Nymphaeales, Nymphaeaceae. The record is from RefSeq and is a predicted model, not a curated record. Gene Ontology annotation, cellular component: cytoplasm; nucleus. Gene Ontology annotation, molecular function: MAP kinase activity; ATP binding. Bases 293 to 1465 code for a protein of 390 amino acids. Gene Ontology annotation, biological process: protein phosphorylation; intracellular signal transduction. The transcript has 6 exons.
UUACACAGAGAAAGAUGGUUUCCCGUCCCUCUGCUGAAGAACAUCGUCGCUUUCAUGCCAUUUCGAAUCUGCCGACCUAUAAUCCCCAAAAGUAAUUUGAGGCAAAAACUAAAAGGAGGAAGAGAGGAUCAGGCUUCCUUCUUCCCCCCCACCUUUCUCUCUUUCUUGCUUGCUGUUUUAGGGUUUCUGGAGCGAUCCGGGAAGGAUUCCUAGCGUUGUUCCAGAGACUCUCUAUCUACAUCUCUCUGUGUCUGUUGGUUUCUUUGAAGGGGUUGAAUCGAAUUGGAGCGAGAUGGAAGGAGGGGCCCCGGACACGGUGAUGGCGGAGGCUCACCCACUGCCGCCGGCGGAGAACAACGGCCCGGCGGCGGCGUUGGACAACAUCCCUUCGAUCCCAAGUCAUGGAGGGAGGUUCAUACAAUACAACAUCUUUGGCAACAUCUUCGAGGUCACCGCCAAGUACAAGCCCCCAAUCAUGCCGAUCGGGAAGGGGGCCUACGGUAUUGUCUGUUCUGCAAUGAAUUCUGAGACAAAAGAGCAAGUGGCAAUUAAGAAGAUUGGGAAUGCUUUUGAAAACCGAAUAGAUGCUAAGCGGACACUGCGUGAGAUAAAGCUUCUUCGUCAUAUGGAUCAUGAAAAUGUUGUGGCAAUAAGGGAUAUAAUACCCCCACCUGUUCGUGAGGCAUUCAAUGAUGUCUACAUUGCUUAUGAACUGAUGGACACUGAUCUUCAUCAAAUAAUUCGUUCAAAUCAACCUUUGACCGAGGAGCAUUGCCAGUAUUUUCUUUAUCAAAUUUUACGAGGACUGAAAUACAUACAUUCUGCAAACGUUCUUCAUAGAGACUUGAAGCCGAGCAAUCUCCUCUUAAAUGCCAAUUGUGAUCUUAAAAUAUGUGAUUUUGGGCUUGCGCGGAUCACAUCUGAAACUGACUUCAUGACCGAAUAUGUUGUCACAAGAUGGUAUAGGGCCCCAGAGCUGCUCUUGCACUCAUCUGAGUAUACAACAGCAAUCGAUGUGUGGUCAGUAGGUUGUAUAUUUAUGGAACUAAUGAACCGUCAGCCGCUGUUUCCUGGGAGAGACCAUGUCCAUCAAUUGCGUCUGCUGAUGGAGCUAAUUGGAACUCCUACUGAUAAUGAUCUGGGGUUCGUCAGUGAAAAUGCCAGACGUUAUAUUCAGCAGCUUCCACGGCAUGCUCGUCAAUCAUUUACUCAAAAAUUCUCACAUGUUCAUCCUUUAGCUAUCGAUCUUGUAGAGAGGAUGUUGACCUUUGACCCAAGGCAAAGGAUUACUGUUGAGGGUGCACUGGCUCAUCCAUAUCUGGCAUCGCUCCAUGACAUCAGUGAUGAACCUGUUUGCUCAACGCCUUUCAGCUUUGACUUUGAACAGGAUGCCUUGACAGAGGAGCAGAUGAAGGAUCUAAUAUAUCAGGAGGCUAUGUUGUUUAACCCCGAGUACCGGGUAUAACUUCCUUUUAUUUGUUCUCCAUUCUGUGCUUCAAAUGUUGUAAGCUUGAUGUCUUGUAUUUGGUGAUCUUCAUGUAAAUAUGCAUGUCAUUAUUUUUACCUGAAGGAAUGUGCAAACGCCUUUGUUUUGAGAGUAGAGCCUGUUUUCUUGGUCUCAUAGUGUCCCCAGUUUGAGAAUAUUGAAUGGAUUUGCAAAUACUCUGUCUAUGAAGUGUGAAUUGAUGGAAUAAAGAAAAAGAAAUGAUGGUAGAUAGUUUCUUUA